UCAUCAUCAAAUUAACAUAUCCCUAAAGAUCGAUGAAGACCCUAUUACUCUUUCUUUCCCUUGCAAUAAUAAUAUUCCUUCCCUUGUCAACUUCCAAGAACCAAGCAUGGAUAGCUGUACGCGAUACUAAUGGUAAUCCCCUCAACAAAAUGAACAGGUACUGGAUAACUCCGGCCAACCACACUGAGAAUGGUGGAGGCGUACGUGCUGUUGUUUAUCUUGGUAGUAGUACUGAUCUACAACAACAAAAAACCACUAUUUGUCCUACAUCUGUAGUACUAUCUCACUCUCCUACAGAUGAUGGCUUCGCGGUUUAUUUUACACCUGAGAAUCCUAGAUAUGAAAAGAUUGCGGAGUUCACUCCCUUAAACAUCCAUUUCGCUCCUGUUUAUCCUCUGUGUCGGGAUCUAACUGUGUGGAAGGUUGACAACCUUCUACCAGAUCUGCCACCUGCAUAUCGACACACCAUAAGCACUGGUGCAAAGUUGGGAAAUCACAACGAUGUUAGCAGUUGGUUCCAAAUUAGGCGUAUGGCACUGGCAGAUAGUAGAAAGUACUCCUAUAAGCUAGUGUUCUGUCUCCAAGGCAUCACUACUUAUUGCCAAAACAUUGGCAUCGUCCCCCAAAAUGGAUAUCUUCGUUUGGUUCUCUCACAGCACCCAAUGCCCUUUCAGUUCAAACUGGAUAAUGUUAUAAAAAUUGGAAUGGCAGCAGAAGCAUGAUAAUCUAUCGUCAUGUUAUCCCUACAUCUACUCUAUGUAAUGUAUAAUAAUAAUAAUAAUAAUAAUAAUAAUAUAUCCAUGCAGGGAGACUUUGUCCCAUUGCAUGGAUGUACAACUUAAUAAUGAUAUAUGGGGUCUAUAUAUGUUAUGCCUAGAUCUGGUACUCUUAUGUCUUUGGGAAUAAAGAAAACAAAAUACUAUUAUUUUGAUA
This is a messenger RNA of Capsicum annuum, 933 nucleotides long. RefSeq names its product miraculin. The record is from RefSeq and is a predicted model, not a curated record. The transcript has a single exon. Gene Ontology annotation, molecular function: endopeptidase inhibitor activity. The coding region runs from base 33 to 722 and encodes 229 amino acids. NCBI's taxonomy places the organism in Eukaryota, Viridiplantae, Streptophyta, Magnoliopsida, Solanales, Solanaceae.